This is a messenger RNA of Alternaria alternata, 818 nucleotides long. RefSeq names its product actin depolymerizing protein. The record is from RefSeq and is a predicted model, not a curated record. The transcript is spliced from 4 exons. The coding region runs from base 333 to 791 and encodes 152 amino acids. Gene Ontology annotation, cellular component: site of polarized growth; actin filament; plasma membrane. Gene Ontology annotation, molecular function: actin filament binding. NCBI's taxonomy places the organism in Eukaryota, Fungi, Ascomycota, Dothideomycetes, Pleosporales, Pleosporaceae. Gene Ontology annotation, biological process: regulation of actin filament polymerization.
GAGCUUGGACGCAGUCGAUACGGCGAACUCUACAGUUCUUGAGCAGCAUUAGCCCACCAGUGUCUGCAUAACUGUCAUCAGCUGCGACGACGAGCGUGAUCAAAAGGGACGGUGUGGAAGGACAAGGUGUCGCGCGCCCCUAAACCUCAAAAUCCCAGAUCCACACGGACCCAGACACCAUUGGUUCUCUUCCCCCGCACUAGCCUGAGCUAGUACAGCGUGCAUCUGGACCCUGGGACCCCAUCCCAACUUCCUCAAAACUCCCCUUCCACCUCGCCUCACCCUUGCUAUCGCCCUUCCACAGCUCGCGAUAGUAAAAGCUGCUUCUCAAUAUGCCCGCUCCAUCCGAUAUUCUCAACGACCCUGAGAUUGCGCAGGCAUACGAAGACGUGCGUUCAGACAAAUCCGAGACCACGUGGCUUAUCUUGAAGUAUGCAUCCGCAACUUCAGAUAACCUCAAACUCGCCGGCACAGGAAGCGGCGACAUCGCCGAGAUGACGGAGAGCCUCGGUGACGACGAAGCUGCUUAUGCCUAUGUACGCAUGAAGCUAGGGAAUGACGAGUACAGUGAACGCGUCAAAUUUGCUUUUGUUGUUUGGCAAGGACCUCAAACGAAGGUGAUGCGCAAGGCCAAGAUGAGUUUCCAGAGUGGACAGGUCAAGCAGGUCAUCCGCACUUAUGCUGUAGAGAUCCAGACAGGCGACAAGAAGGAUUUGGAUGAAGAGGCAGUAACGCUGAAGCUUAGAAAAGCCAUGGGCGCGAAUUAUGAUCGCCAGAAAACGAACUACUAGCACGUCUCGUACUGUAUGAUAAUUGGU